This is a messenger RNA of Rhizophagus irregularis DAOM 181602=DAOM 197198, 1316 nucleotides long. RefSeq lists its product as uncharacterized. Gene Ontology annotation, biological process: proteasome-mediated ubiquitin-dependent protein catabolic process. The record is from RefSeq and is a predicted model, not a curated record. Lineage: Eukaryota; Fungi; Glomeromycota; Glomeromycetes; Glomerales; Glomeraceae. Gene Ontology annotation, molecular function: polyubiquitin modification-dependent protein binding. Gene Ontology annotation, cellular component: cytosol; proteasome regulatory particle, base subcomplex; nucleus.
ACCAAAGAUUUAAUGACUGCAUAAACUGGGCUAGUCAAGUAAAGGCCGCUCAAAGAUCUAUCGAAUUCAAAAUGGUUCUCGAAGCGACUAUGCUAGUUUUGGAUAAUUCGGAAUGGAUGCGUAAUGGAGACUAUACGCCAACACGUUUAGAAGCACAAAAAGAUGCAGUUAAUCUCAUUUUUGGUUCAAAAACGAAUUCCAACCCAGAGAAUACUGUAGGUUUACUUACUAUGGCUGGCAAAGGUCCUGAAGUACUCGUUACUUUAACAUCGGAUAUUGGUAAAAUUCUUACAGCAUUGCAUAACAUAAAAAUUGGUGGGAAGGCAAAUUUAACGACUGGGAUUCAAGUUGCACAGCUUGCUCUCAAACACAGACAAAACAAAAAUCAACGACAAAGAAUUAUAGUAUUUGUAGGUAGUCCUAUUGAAGCCGAUGAGAAAACAUUAGUGAAGCUAGCUAAAAAGAUGAAAAAGAAUAGUGUAGCGGUGGAUAUCAUUAAUUUUGGAGAGGAAGCCGAAAACACCGCGAAAUUGGAAGCUUUUAUAUCUGCAGUGAAUAAUAGUGAUAAUAGUCACCUUGUACCAAUACCACCCGGUCCGCAUAUCCUCAGUGACAUAUUGAUAUCAUCUCCUAUAAUAGCAGGAGAAGAUGGUGUUCCUGCUGGAUUUACGGCUGGUGGAGGGAGCAAUUUUGAAUUUGGAGUUGACCCUAACCUUGAUCCAGAAUUAGCGCUGGCCCUACGUAUAUCUCUCGAAGAAGAGAAGGCAAGACAGGAAGCUGAGGCAGCUAAAGCCGCAGGUGCUACGGCCACUCAAGAGACACAGCCAACUUCAAUGGACAUUGACAAAACUGUUAGUGAUAACCAAAAUGAUAAAACCGAAGAUGAUAUGUUAGCUCAAGCCUUAGCUAUGUCUUCAGCAGGCGAAACUCGAGAAGGAGAUGUUCAAAUGGAAGAAGAAACUGAAGAUGAACAAAUGGCCCGAGCGAUUCAAAUGUCGAUGGAAGGCGGAUCUGGAAUGCAUGAUCAAGAAUUUAUGAGUGCAGUUCUGCAAACUUUACCGGGAGUAGAUUUAUCUGAUCCGCAGAUUCAAAAUGCACUUCAAGGAUUUCCUGCAGAUAAUGAAAAUAAUGAGGAAGAUAGUAAAAAGGACAAAGAAAAAAAAAAAUAAGGGAAAAAACAUUCCAAAUGAAAUUUAUAUAAAUUGUAGUACAAUCUGUUUUAAUUUUACUAUUCAAGAAUUAAUGAAAACAAUUAUGUUAAAUGAUUCAAAUGUGUAAUAAAAAAAGAAAAUACUGAACAUGAAUCAAAAUUUUUU